AUGGAACUGGCCUAUAGUUAUGUUAAGAAAUAUGCCUCUGCCAAGUAUCAUUCCUGUGCAGAUGAACCUCUUAAGAGUCAAGUUAAUGCGUUGUUGUCUCAGUGUCAGCAACAUAAUGAUGAGCUGCAGAGUAGACCGCUUACAAAAAAAGGGGAGGGCACUAGUGUACUCACAAUCAAUGAAAAACUUACAUUGUGCCAGAUUCUGGGUGAGUUUAAUACACUGGAGUCACCUGUGUGCCUGUCUAAUAAAUUUGAGGCUAUUGUACAGAAAUACACUUUGACUGAUAAAGAUGCAUGCUCUCUUCUAAAGGCUUGGGUACCAGCACCUCUAGCAGCCCAGGUAUCUGCAUAUGAGAAUGAUAACUUAGAUGCAGAGGGAAGGAUGAAAGAACUGCAGCGUGCGUUAAAGAGUCGUGAUGAUAGAGGGAUAAAUACAUUACAAAGAAUGAGAUUUAGAAGAGGAGAUGACCCUAUAUUGUUCUGUAACCAAUAUCUUUCACUGUACAAAAGUGUGUAUAACUGUCCUGGUAUGUCUGCUGAUGAUCCGAGCUUCAUAUACUCAAUGGCCAAUAUCUGUUAUGUGAACUAUCCUAAUAGGAUUGCCCUCAGAAAUGCCAAUUCAUACCAGAGCUUUAUCAAUAUACUUAGAGACUGGUGUGAAGAAUCCAGUGAUGGGUAUAGAUCAGAUGCAGAUAUAUCAGUAGUAAGCAGAGGUACAAGAAGGAAGAAAUUCAUCAGGUGUUACAAAUGUCACAGACCAGGGCACAUUCAGAGAUUUUGUAGAACCCCCGAUAUUUCAAGCCUGAUACAGGAUGAUAAAAGAGCCACUGAAGGCAGCUUAGUCAAGCUGGCCAAACACUAA
Bufo gargarizans (Asiatic toad) is the source of this 864-nucleotide messenger RNA. Its product is annotated as posterior protein-like. Lineage: Eukaryota; Metazoa; Chordata; Amphibia; Anura; Bufonidae. The transcript has 3 exons. Gene Ontology annotation, molecular function: nucleic acid binding; zinc ion binding. The coding region runs from base 1 to 864 and encodes 287 amino acids. The record is from RefSeq and is a predicted model, not a curated record.